AUGGCUGAAAGAUUCACCUCAAAUGUUGCUGCCCCAACGCAAAAUGAAUCUCUUCAGGCUGAAGCCUCUGCUCAGCCAACUAAAGAACAUGCCAGCACCGCUGAUGACAAUCAGGCUGCUAAUGAAACUGAAAGUACCAGGGCUGAUGAAGCUAUUCCAACCGCUGAUGAAAUUUCCAGGGCAACCACUAGUGUUGCGCGUGAGGAACAAACCAGGCCAGCUGAAGCAUCUAUCGCUGCACCUGAACUCACUGAACAAGCCAGGGUAACUGCAUUAAUUGUGACUGAGGUAAAUGAACCAAUUUCUAAUGCUCCUCCUGCACCAACGCUAAGUCCUGUUCUUCCUUCUGCAUCAGAAGCGAAGAAAACCAAAGCUGCGGAGCGAGCAGUAGUGAAGAAGAGGAAAGCAUCCACCACCUCAGAGUCUUCAGCACCGAAGAAAGUGAAGAAUUUGACAAGAUUUUUUCAAAAUCUAAUUCAUGCUAUUCGUGUCUCAAGUAUGCCAUCAAAGGAAAUUGUUCCCUUUGGUGAGGAUUAUGUGAUCCCAUGUGGAUCAGAUGAAGAAGAUCCUUCUGCUACUUCGUCACAGCAGUUGGAUGAAGAAAUUGAAGUGGAUUACAUCCCUUCAACUCCUUUGCCCGCUGCUCCUGAGACUGUGAUUCCUGAGGCUGUGAAGACAUUGACUGAUACUCCUCAGCCCAACCCGAAGAAUCCCUUCUCAAAGAAGCACAAGUUCAAAGCUGAUGACUUCUUUCAUGAGCAUGUAUUCUUCACUGACUACAACCCUUAG
Aegilops tauschii subsp. strangulata is the source of this 789-nucleotide messenger RNA. The record is from RefSeq and is a predicted model, not a curated record. NCBI's taxonomy places the organism in Eukaryota, Viridiplantae, Streptophyta, Magnoliopsida, Poales, Poaceae.